CGCUUUUCCAGAAACAUUGUCUGACACACAUCAUAUAUUUGGCCACCAUGGUGGGCAGACUCUUCAGAAACAUGAGGCAGAACCUGGACUUCUGGAGAAAUAAUGUUUACAUAAAUGACAACGUGCUGCAGGCGGCUCAUGAGUUUGGGGUGGUGAAAGUCGUUUCCUGUCUGUCUGCAUGUAUUUUCCCUGAUAAAACCACAUACCCCAUAGAUGAGAGCAUGUCGGAGAGGAAGAUGAGGUGUCUAUUAGCUGCAGACGCUGUGAUCGAAGUGCUGGAAGUCAAGUGA
This is a messenger RNA of Myxocyprinus asiaticus (Chinese sucker), 290 nucleotides long. Its product is annotated as GDP-L-fucose synthase-like. Lineage: Eukaryota; Metazoa; Chordata; Actinopteri; Cypriniformes; Catostomidae. Gene Ontology annotation, molecular function: GDP-L-fucose synthase activity. The coding region runs from base 48 to 290 and encodes 80 amino acids. The record is from RefSeq and is a predicted model, not a curated record. The transcript has 3 exons.